AUGGGCUUUGAUCCUCGUAUUCCGAAAUGGGAAGAACUAGGCCUUCUAAGCCCGUCCUCGAUCGCAUCCAGGCUUCACAAGGAAAUUAUAGGAAGAUGUCUAAAAGAAGAUACGCGUCUGAGAAGCCAAUUUCUCUUAUACUCGGUUAAAAAGGGAAAUACUCAAUAUUGGAACGAAAGUAGCCUCAAGAAUUUCCUCACAGUAGACUCUAUCGAGAACAUCGCACAUCAUUCGAACGUAGUUUACUCCGUCAUUUUCCUGCUCUUGAGAUAUCUGAGCGAAUUCCCGUUUGGGACAAAAUUAAAUACCUCGGAUCCUGGUUUGAUCACGUCGGAGGAACUUUUGCGCGCAGUCUUCUGGCUACUACCCGGAAAGGCAGAGCGGGCCCUAGGAGCGGGAUGUUUGGGAGCUGCCGUCAAUGUGCGAGCUCGUAGCGCAGCAGAUCAGAGAAGACUGCUAUUCGAAGGUCUCGCAGAUGUUGAAAGAGACUUUGCUUUCAACGAGGCGGAAGAAAAAAAGAUCGCUUCCGAAAAGGCAAAAGAAGUCCACGAGUUUCGUGAGGACUUUACUCUGCCAAAUUACGACGAGGAAGACGAAAGAUAUCACGAUAUUCUUGAUGUUAUCACGUACACGCAAGACGAAAUGCAAGAGGAAAGAAUAGGUCCUUGUGACAGAGAUGAUUGGCGUCACAUUGUCUCAAAGUUAAACAAACCAACACCGCUAAGACGACUAGCCAUUUCGCGAGACCGGUUGAAAGUACUCUUUGAAUUUGGUCUUGUUUCACACCUGACAUGUCUGGGAGAGAUAGAAGCUGCCCAAAUAGAACGCUCGGCAGAAUCUCUGUUGAACACAUUCUGCCAAAGUACAAGCCCUCACAGCGUUGUGACGUGGCAAAAGUUUGAUGAUGCUUUGACGAAGAAAGCAGCAUCCAUAUUCACGUCACUGUAUCGAGCGUUCGACAAGUUGUUCCACGAAACUGGGUCUUAUGAAGCGAAUUACGACUUUUUAGUCUAUGAUCAGCCUAUGCUUUCGUGCGAUGAUCUUCUUUCUCCGGUCGUAUUGAAUCAACUGACAUUUGUUCUUGCCACGACCCCGAGCUUUGACACAGCUCCCAUACUCUACCAGACCAACGCGAGCCAGAGAGUCUCAGCGCUAGGAGCUAUCACAAAACUCGAAGACUCUUUGAAGACAAUCUCGCGAGACUACGACUUCCGAAUGCUGCUUAUUUCAGGACACAAGAAGCUUGAGAAUGAGACUUUCAUUUUCGGUGCCUUUGUGAAGGAUUUGGCCGAUUCGUUUACAGUCGUGGAGCUCGAAGAUAAACGUCGUGAAAGGACUUUUCUGUUCCAAGUCAGUCCAACACACGAUGUCUUUAGAAGUCAGGUUGGCAAGACGGCGUUCGCAGCGGACGAUGGUCUCUCUUUUGGAACUUCGGGAUCGGGGUUCUCUAUGCGUCUAGAAAGCGACUUGAGCAAGCUGCAUGUCUGCCAUAAGCUUGCUGGUGACGGGGUAUAUCAGCCGACUACAUGGAGAGGCGACUGGGAAUUGGAGUUAGAAGUUGACAGGAUUGAGCUACGGGGUGACUAG
Molecule: messenger RNA, 1587 nt
Organism: Glarea lozoyensis ATCC 20868
Lineage: Eukaryota; Fungi; Ascomycota; Leotiomycetes; Helotiales; Helotiaceae
Exons: 1
Coding region: 1-1587 (528 amino acids)
Source: RefSeq, a predicted model, not a curated record